Messenger RNA from Myotis myotis, 4311 nucleotides. It is a transcript of the gene PCGF3, whose product is annotated as polycomb group ring finger 3. NCBI's taxonomy places the organism in Eukaryota, Metazoa, Chordata, Mammalia, Chiroptera, Vespertilionidae. Gene Ontology annotation, biological process: regulation of transcription by RNA polymerase II. The record is from RefSeq and is a predicted model, not a curated record. The transcript is spliced from 12 exons. Gene Ontology annotation, cellular component: PRC1 complex. The coding region runs from base 393 to 1277 and encodes 294 amino acids.
GGCCGCGCAACGCGCAUGCUCCAAGCGCGGCGCCCCUGACUCGGCGCUCGGCUCCGCUCGGGCAUUUCCGCCUCUUUGUUUUAAACUCCGGUCGGGUUUUUUUCUCCGGCUCUUGGGGGGGACCCGGAGGGAGCGGCGCCCCCUCCCCUCCCGGCGCUGCCCCCGCGUGCGCCCCGCUCGUCCGCAGCCGAGACGGCAGGCCCCAGCAUGUAGCGGAGGGUCCCGGCCGCCCAUCCAGAAAAUGGAAAAGGAGCAGAGGACGGAAGGAAGGCGCGGCGGUGAAGACGCGGAGUGCGGAGCGCGGCAGCCGGGGCGUCUCAGCGGCACAGCCGAGGCCUGAGCGCCCAUGCAGAGGGAGCGGCGGACCCAGGCGUCUAGAGGAGAAGCCAAAGAUGUUGACCAGAAAGAUUAAACUCUGGGACAUAAACGCCCACAUCACAUGCCGUCUGUGCAGCGGGUACCUCAUCGACGCGACCACCGUGACCGAGUGUCUGCACACGUUCUGCCGGAGCUGCCUGGUCAAGUACCUGGAGGAGAACAACACCUGUCCCACCUGCAGGAUCGUCAUCCACCAGAGCCACCCGCUGCAGUACAUCGGGCAUGACAGGACCAUGCAGGACAUCGUGUACAAGCUGGUGCCAGGCCUACAGGAAGCGGAAAUGAGAAAACAGAGGGAAUUCUACCACAAACUGGGCAUGGAGGUGCCUGGAGACAUCAAGGGGGAGACUGGUUCUGCGAAGCAGCACUCGGACCCCCAUCGGAAUGGUGAAACCAAAGCAGACGAGAGCUCCCACACAGAGGCUGCGGAAGAGAAGCAGGAGGAGGACAGCGACUACCACCGGAGCGACGAGCAGGUGAGCAUCUGCCUGGAGUGCAACAGCAGCAAGCUGCGCGGCCUGAAGCGCAAGUGGAUCCGCUGCUCUGCCCAGGCCACCGUGCUGCACCUGAAGAAGUUCAUCGCCAAGAAGCUCAACCUCUCGUCCUUCAACGAGCCUCUGGCGUUGCCCCUGCUGGACUUCAAACUUGCUGAGACCAGACACCCCGUGUGCUUCCUCGUCCACCUCCCUGUGCCUGUUCACCCUGUGUCCCAGGCCCGUGGCCGAGAGGGCAUUGCCCAGGUGGACCCUCCCCGGAGCUCACCACGCCUGCUGGACAUCCUAUGCAACGAGGAGAUCCUGGGCAAGGACCACACGCUCAAGUUUGUGGUCGUCACGCGGUGGAGGUUCAAGAAGGCGCCCCUCCUGCUGCACUACAGACCCAAGAUGGACCUGCUGUGACGUGCAGACGGCCCGGGCACGGAGCACGGGCGCGGACCCGAGGCCCGGGACCAGACUUCUGCACAGAGAGUAUUUAUCCCUUUUGUAUGAGAGUUCACACUCGGCAAGACACUACCAGCAGCUCGGUGACAGGUGGCCACACACUUCACAGGCUCACGCGGCCGCCGGCCCUCACCACCCUCGGCCUCACGGACCCGCGGCCUCCCCGGCCUCCCAGGUCUCCAAAAUCUCGGUCGUUUCCGUUUAGUUUACGAGUUAGGGUUCGUGACAAAAACACGUGUGCUCACGGGGUCCUCACUAAGCUGUUGAAAACGCGCUUUCGUGGUGGACGAUGACUAUGUGGCCUGUAGCUCCCGGAAGAUCGACAAGAAUUCACUUUAAGAGCAAAACAAAAGAGGCUGCCACGCGGUGCGGUGCCCGUGGUGUGUGAUGUCCCUGUCGUGACCCGAGGGGGCCCCUGUGCGUCCACCGGCACCGGGCUGGCCGCAUGCACAGCCGUCUCGGUAAAGUCGCUUUGAUCAUUAAAUGCCGCACCAUCGUCAGAGCACGCUCCCUCCUGCUGCGAGGGAGCUGGUGGCCGCAGGGAGUCCCAGGCCCAUCGUCCCGCUGCAGGGGUGCCGCCCCCUCUCUGCCGGUCCCGGUGGUUCUCACCGAGCACCAGGGCCGGCGAGGGGACAGCACCCCAAACCCAGCCCCAGGGACACUCGCUUUCUCACCCAAACGUUCAUAUUUUUGUGGAAUUAGAGAAAAAACAUUCGACAGCACACAAAUGUGUUCCUUUAAGAUAGUCCCUUGGAAGGCGUGAAGGCGAGCUCGGGGAGAAAGGCCCGUUCCUGUGGUCACUCCUGCGUCCCCCGGCCCCUCCCACCCCUGAGGCCUGUGGUCCCGCCCUACGCCCACCCUGCCUCUGUGCUGGGUUUCCCAUGAAGUCCUCACUUUAGAGACAGAACUUUCUCAGAUUGGCUCCAGACCUGUGGGCUCGUGGGCUGCUUCCUGUUGCACGUACACAAGGGUCAGAGGCAGCUACUGAUGAGCCAUCAGCGUAGAGAAAAACCUUCAAAUUAAUUCAGUCCAAGCAAUUUUAAUGUAAGGCCUUUAAAACCACCCAAACGCGUUAGGGAUUGGUCGAAUCGCUCUGUUUCAGCCGUGACCCCGUCCUGUUCAUCCCCACGGUUCUCCGUUGCUCUCCGAGGCCUGGCGAGUGGAUGUGUGUGAGCAACUAUGACCUGUCUACCUCAAAACGCACAUUGCCGCUGGCGCAUCUGUCGGACCCCGGACCCCAGUGCGGUCUCCGGGCCUAGGGGGUGGGGGUUCCCGUGGGGUGAAGAGGGGUGAACAGCGUGAGCGUCACCUUCGAAAACAUGGUUCCCGCUCAGACCGGGCCGAUGGUGCCUGCAGCCGCCCGGCGCGCAUCGUGACUGUAGCUCUCGGUGCGACCACUUGAAUUUGCUAUGGUGCUAAGCUGAUACCUGAGAUACGCCGGGAGGGGCGGGGCCGGCGGGUCCACGCCGCCGGCUCGGCCGCUCUUCUGGCCGCGGGACCUGGGGAGCCCCAGCAGCAGCAGAGCCUAUUUUUCUACGAUUUCCUCGUGAGACUGUUCACGCAGACGGCGGACCUGCCUGGUUGGACCGCAGCCCGUGGACUCGGCUGGGGAGGCUGAUGCACUUUCUCCUGCGUGAGAGGCGGGGCGGAGGGGCAGGCCGCGGGGUUUCCCAGGCGGAGUUCCCGAGCGGAGCGUCUCCCUCCCGUGGGCGCGGCUGGGACGGCCGCUCGGCGCCUGCACCCUCAGCAGCCGUGGGACUCACCGUGCGGUUUUCACGAAAACAGAAAAUUCAGAUAGAGUAUAUACCGUGGAAUUUAAGAUUUGGGGGGUUGGAAAAGAAAACUUAACUUUAUAAGAUUAUUUAUUCUAUUUUAAGCGCUCUAUCCUAGUUUCCCAUCAGCCAUCUGGUUCGCGCCGCUUUGUUUACAGGCAUAUACGGUGAAAGGGAUGUUCUGCAAGCUUCUUCCUUCCUUUCGGGGCGUCGCCCUGUGUUUCCGUUUGUCGGGUGAGGAGCGUCGUUAUGCGUUUAUGCUUUUGUGCAAUAGGCUCCACGCGUGCUGCCCGACGGCGACUGGACGGGAACGUACGUGGAUUCCCAACCUGCACACGGAGCUACUUGGGUUUCCUUUUUCGUUUUUGUGGUGAGAAUGCUGUUCUCUGGAUGACGCACAGCCUGUCGGCAACAUUACCAACAGGGGCCCGGCAGGCAGGCAGCCGCGUGCGUGGGGUCUCGCACCCGGACCCCGCGUGCUCAGGCCCUGGCACACCACCCCCACCCCCGGCGGCCCAGAUGUGGGGUGCAGUCCCAGGCCCCGAGCCCUCGGGCGUCCGUUAGGCGUCCUUACCACCGGCUGGUGCCUCAGCACACGGCUGUGCCGCUGAUUCGAAGUGUCGGGUUGAAUGUUGUAGGAGCCAGCCGGCGGGUUUCUGUGAUGUGUCACUGUUGGAUGUGCCCUCAAAACCGGUAACCACGCCAGUGCAGACAACAGUCCGUUUCUCAUUCCUCAGGAGCCCAUGUGCACCCCCCACGUCACCUGUGCCCUUAGCCCAGAAAGUAUGGGUCUGCCUCGGUUCGCAGCGCACGGGGGGGGGCACUGGGAUGCGCAGAUGAGAAAGGGCUCAGGCUGCACUUCCCGCGAGGCGCCUGCGGGCAGGGAGGGCCCCGCCCCCACAUCAGGGGUCCCCACGGCUUGUUGGGUGUAAGAACCAUGUGUUCCCAGUCGGCGCGGGUUCGGGCGGAGCCUGCCAUCUGCAGCGACAAGGCUGCCAUGGGUUAUGGGAUGGCAAUGCGGAUGCAUAUUUUUGUUUAAUUUGAAAGUUUACAUUUUUAUGCUUUGUGUUGGUGUGUAACUUUUGUACUAUUGGUGGCUAGUUUUGUCUAAAAUCUUUUUUGGAAUAUUGCUUAAAUGUUUUGAUUUUAUGACGGUGAAGCUUGUAUUCAGUGUUUUGCCAAUUAAUAUUAUAUGCUUGUAAUAAAAGCAAAGGAAACAA